Messenger RNA from Panonychus citri (citrus red mite), 456 nucleotides. RefSeq names its product glucose-6-phosphate isomerase-like. Gene Ontology annotation, cellular component: cytosol. Gene Ontology annotation, biological process: glucose 6-phosphate metabolic process; gluconeogenesis; glycolytic process. Gene Ontology annotation, molecular function: monosaccharide binding; glucose-6-phosphate isomerase activity; carbohydrate derivative binding. Lineage: Eukaryota; Metazoa; Arthropoda; Arachnida; Trombidiformes; Tetranychidae. The record is from RefSeq and is a predicted model, not a curated record. The coding region runs from base 1 to 456 and encodes 151 amino acids. The transcript has 2 exons.
AUGAAAUCACAAGGCGUUGAUACCAAUGCAUUGGGAAAAAUUCUUGACCACAAGACAUUUGAAGGAAAUCGACCAACAUCAUCAAUUAUGGUCGAUAAAAUGACCCCAUUCACGUUGGGAUCAUUGAUUGCUCUUUACGAACACAAAAUCUUUGUUCAAGGAAUCAUUUGGAAUAUCAAUUCAUUUGAUCAAUGGGGAGUCGAGUUGGGCAAAGAAUUGGCUAAGUCAAUUGAGCCCGAACUUAAUGACAACAAUCAAAUGAGAGGCAUGAGAGCAUCAGCACUACGACAGUUAUUAGGGCAGAUUUCCAAUCGAUAUCCUGAUCCUCCUCUUUCAAUCAUACCGAGUAUCCAUGUUCCCUCAACCAUCCGUCCUCUGUUGUACUUUCUCUUGCCGAUCUUGCGCUCGUCAAUCUCGACAACAGUUCACGCUCCUCCAAUUUUACCACUAUCCUGA